CAGGAGUCACGCCGCUGCACAGGGUUCAUUGCAUCAUGCACUGUGUAUUGUGCUUGUCCUUCAUCCUGUUGGUUUAUACAUCCUGUAGUGUCCAAGCAGUGGUGCGGCAAAGAAGUCAAGCUGACAUAUUAAAUGACAUCAAUGAAAAAGUUAAUGAUUUGUGGAAUGUAUAUGGUAGCAAAUAUCCCUUACUAAAUAAUGCUGACAGGAUGCUAUAUGCUAUUUGUAAUCUGCAACCUAAUCCUAAACUGAAUGUGACUGAACCUAAAAUCACUGGACAAAUCCUGUUUAAGCAAGCCUAUCCACAAGGGAAACUGGAGGCACACUUUGCUGUACAAGGAUUUCCUUUGAAUCCAAUUGGAUCUGCAAGAGCCAUUCACAUCCACACAUUUGGUGACCUCAGUAAUGGAUGCGACUCUGCUGGCGGACACUACAAUCCAUAUUCUGUAAACCACCCUCAUCAUCUUGGAGACUUUGGCAAUUUCCAUGUUCAGAAUGGAGAGAUCCAACAACACCUCUCUAAUCUUGAAGCUAGCCUUUUUGGCCCAGUCUCUGUUAUGGGUAGAUCCGUUGUACUCCACAAGUUUCUUGAUGACCUCGGCAAAGGCAAUAACCAGGCCAGUCUGGAAAAUGGAAAUGCCGGACCACGUCUAGCUUGUUGUGUGAUUGGGUUCACGAAUAAGGCUGCCUGGGACAAAUGCAUGCAAGGGUCUGAUAAUAAAUAGUGAAUCCUU
This is a messenger RNA of Nanorana parkeri, 734 nucleotides long. Its product is annotated as extracellular superoxide dismutase [Cu-Zn]-like. The record is from RefSeq and is a predicted model, not a curated record. Gene Ontology annotation, molecular function: copper ion binding; superoxide dismutase activity. Gene Ontology annotation, biological process: removal of superoxide radicals. The coding region runs from base 36 to 725 and encodes 229 amino acids. The transcript has 2 exons. NCBI's taxonomy places the organism in Eukaryota, Metazoa, Chordata, Amphibia, Anura, Dicroglossidae.